Messenger RNA from Ectocarpus sp. CCAP 1310/34, 1846 nucleotides. The record is from the annotation of a GenBank genome assembly. Lineage: Eukaryota; Phaeophyceae; Ectocarpales; Ectocarpaceae.
AUGGAAGAAGACGCGCCGCCUUUGACAAAUAGCGUCGGCAGCAAAGGGGGCGGGGACGCCGACAUGCCAUCUCCGAAUUUGCAGCAGCAGCAGCAGCAGCAGCAGCAGGCGACGCCUGCGCACGCCGGGAACGAGCGGCAGCGGCAGCGACAGCGAGGGAGGGUGGACUUUAAUUGUGUGUCGUUCGGGUACCCGACACGCUCAGGGGUUCUCGUUUUGGACGGUCUGAGCCUUACCGUAAGACCCGGGGAGAAGGUGGCUGUCGUGGGCUCGUCGGGGGGAGGGAAGUCGACAAUCCUGCGGCUCAUCUGCAGGUUUUAUGACCCGCAGGGAGGCAGCAUUCUGUUGGGGGGGAGGGAUUUGUCCUCGUACAAUCCGGCGGACAUCAGCAACGUUGUGUCCUGGGUAACACAGGAGCCGCAGCUCUUUCCGAUAUCAGUGAGAGAAAACAUCGCCUACGGAAUGGGGUCUUACAGCAUGGAGGAUGUUUAUAAGGCUGCUAAAUCGGCCAAUAUACACAAUUUCGUCAGCGAGCUCCCGGAGGGGUACGACACCCUCGUGGGGGAGGGGGGCGCUUCGCUCAGCGGGGGGCAGAAGCAGAGGGUGGCCAUCGCUAGAGCGCUCAUCAGAGAUCCGGAGGUUCUCCUGCUUGACGAGCCGACGUCUGCGUUGGACGUGGAGAGUGAACGCCUUGUGCAAGAUGCCUUGGACACGGCGGGGAAGGGGCGCACCGUAAUUUUGAUCGCGCAUCGGUUGGCCACCAUACAGAGGGCGGACCGAAUUGUCGUCAUGCAGAAUGGCCGUUUGGUGGAAUCGGGGAAGCACGACGAGCUGCUAUCCUUAGGCGGGGUGUACGCGGGGCUGUACAAGCAGGGCGAGCAGGUCGCCACCCUCCAAUAAGCAAACGCAACAUGAUCGGUUUUGGGCCACCCUGCUGUUUCUGUUUCUGUUUCUGUUAAGACACCCACCACGACCACCAGCACUACCUGUGUCGCUGCGGUUGGCGCUGUACGAACAUUUUGUCGACGGGGUAAGGGUACCAGGCCGUGAGGUGGAGUGUUUGCUUGUGAUGUGUGCGGAGGGGACGAAAAGAUAGCGUCCCCGGGAGGGGCAUAGUUCCUCGCGUCCCCGCUUUUCCGAAUCUAUGAUUGAUUUCAUUGGGCCCCUUUUUUUCACGAUACCUGUAGACGGUGCGCUUAUCAUUUGGGUCGUCGGGAUGGGGAGGGGUGUACCGUUGGUUCCGAAGCAAGAGAUUAUUUUUGUGAUAAGACAAGGACCCGUAUAUAUAAACAAUUGCAGUAUAUCAAAAAAGGAGGCGUGUUUGGGCGUCUGGCGCGUUCGCCGUGUACACUCAUCAUACGCCGUAGCGUCGAGCCGAGGGUUGUGAAACGGGUGCAGGAUAUCCGUGAAGGGUUUGUGUGGCGGGGUGUGUGAUGUCGUGGCGAAAGUGAAAUCCGCCACACUUUUCCUGUCGUUCGGUCUUGAUCAACAUGGAAAAGCUGUACUUGGAGUAAAUACAAGGAGUUUUAGAGCGUGAGCGGAGUUACGGGUGGAGCUUGAUGGAGAAGAGUGGAUGGCGUGCAUUCGUCGAACUCUUGGGGGCAUGGGGAGGCUCGUAGAUGUGGCGGCAUGAGAAGUCCGGUUCAUGCACGAGACAGAGCACCUUGUUGCCUACCAACAGCUCGUUUUUUCUGUGGCAAAAGAGCAGAGCGGAGAAUGCCAAUGUUGUGUAUACAGAGCGUGAAACAAUGUGCAAAAUGGAAGAUCGGAAUUUGGGAGACGUGUUUUCAAGCAAGACCUGUGCUUCCGUGGACAAUAGAGGGUUCUAAAUCCCUCCUGAGGACCA